CCCCUUCCCUUCUCAAUUCUCAGCGCUUCGUAAAUCUGGAUUAGAAUCACAUAUCCACGAAUUAGCAGAACCCUCAAGAAGAAGAAGAAGAAGAAGAAGACAAUUACAUUUGAUCGGCUCAAAAUCAGGGAAAAAAACUGCUUCAAAACCUACACUACAUUAUCUUCUCCCGCGGAAGGAAAAUUUACAGCAACAUAGACGUCAUGGCGGAUGAUAAUUGCUCUACGGUAUCGCCGCCUGAUGAUGUCGCGAACUUUUCAGAUUCAUCCACUACCAAACAAAGGAAGAAGAGAAAGUGGGAUCAGCCCGCUGAAUCCUUGGUUUCAAUGGGCUUAGCUAUUCCAGGGAUUUUGCCUGUGGGUAAUAUGGCAUCACUUGCAGGGGCAUCUCUGUAUAGUCUUCCUUUAGUUUCUGGAUCUCCAAGUUUUCUAGCUCCCAACUCUGCUACCACACAGCAGGUGUUUCAAGCUCCUCUGGUACAGCAACUGACAACAGCUUUGAUUCCAAAGCAAAAAAUUCAAGAUGAGUUGAUAGCUCGAGAAAUUGUCAUAAAUGAUGCAGAACCAUUGGUCCGUUACAAGCUCACAAAACGUCAGGCUCAAGAAGAGAUCCAAAGGGGCACUGGUGCUGUGGUGAUAACUAGGGGCAAGUAUCGUCCUCCAAAUGCACCAAAUGAUGGUGAAAGGCCACUUUAUCUGCAUAUCUCUGCUGGGGCACACUUGGAAACAACUGUUGAUCGGAUUAAAGCUGUUGAUCGUGCAGCUUCCAUGGUGGAAGAAAUGCUUAAAAAUGGUUCUGCCGGAAGUGUUUCCACGCUUAAUCAGCCACUCAGUACAAGUGUGUACUUGGGCUUUGAAGCAGACCCAUCUUUGAAUAUAGCUGCAAGAAUUCGCGGACCAAAUGAUCAGUAUGUAAAUCACAUUACGAACGAAACAGGAGCAACUGUUGUAUUAAGAGGACGUGGGUCCGGAACAUUAGACGUCACUCUGGGAGAAGAAGGACAGCAGCCUCUGCAUUUAUUCCUUUCAAGUACCAAUCAGAAAAGUCUUGAAAGUGCCAAAUUUUUGGCAGAGAAUCUUUUGGCUACAAUCAGCCAAGAGUUUGGUGCAACCAGGCUUAAUAAUAUAGUCUCAUCAUCAAAUGUCUAUGGUGCUGUUCCUCCGCCACAGCAUCUGUUGCCUGGAGGUCUAAAUCCUAUUAAUCUGGUACCAUCAGUUGUCAGCUCAUUGUCGGUUGGUCCAAAUAGUGUGGUCCCUUCUCAGCCGCAUGUAGCUGGUUACCCCCAGCAUUCACUAACCGGUGGAACAAGCUAUGCUGGAUAUGGAGGAAUAUAUCCCCAAGCCACACCUUUACAGCAAGUUGCAUUGGCACUUAGACAGUCACCAUCUGUUGCCAGUUCAACAGUUACUAGUCCAGCACUUGUUGCGGCAAUGACUGGCCAGAAAAGUGAAAGCUCAUCAUCUGAGGAGAGACGUCCUCCACAGAAAAGGAAAUUCAAGGAAUUACCAUUGGCUUCAAAAGGGCUUGCAAACCUCCAUCAGCAGGUAGAACUGCAGAGAUCAUCAGAAUUCCUGAAGCCGAAGCCAAGCAGAGAUUUUGGGGUAAGAAAUAUUUCAACAAUGCCGCCGCCAAAAGAGUUGGGACUGCAAUCGAGUAAUGGAACAAUGGUUCCACCGCCUCCUAGAGCAAUGCGUCCACCGCCUCCUCCACCAAAGUUCAAUGCAUCACUACUGCAUAGUAAAAAAGUGCAAGAGCAUAACAAUGUCAUCCAUAAAACAAAACCCGAGACCACAACUGAUACUUUACUCAAGCUGGUCGAAUACGGGGAUGAAGAUGACGACGAAGAUGAUGAUCUUGACAAAUCCACUGAACUUUCUAAAAGUAACUCAAGCCAAAUGGUAUCUCCUAAACCGUUUUGGGCUAUCUGAGACUUAUGCAUGAAGAGGACACAGUUGGUUUGUUAAAUUAGCUUUUAGGCCAAUUGGUUUGAUCUCAGAAACUUAGUAGACCAUAGAUAUAUACCCUUAUUAUUGUUGUAAGGUUCAUUUUGUCCUUUUUAGGCAGCAGCACAAUUAGUCUAGAAAAUCCAUUACUUUCCAAUGAUGUGGUAUUAUUUGAUGAAAGCAUAUUCCAAUGGAUCAAUGAUCAGUUUUCUUGAGACAAUUACUUGCUUAAUAAUAAUAAGAUGUUCUAGUCUUCAUGGAUUUAA
This is a messenger RNA of Impatiens glandulifera, 2209 nucleotides long. Its product is annotated as protein RIK. The record is from RefSeq and is a predicted model, not a curated record. Bases 204 to 1928 code for a protein of 574 amino acids. Gene Ontology annotation, molecular function: RNA binding. Gene Ontology annotation, cellular component: nucleus. Lineage: Eukaryota; Viridiplantae; Streptophyta; Magnoliopsida; Ericales; Balsaminaceae. The transcript has 12 exons.